CCUCUUCCUCUAUUCGUAGAGAGAAGCAUCUCCACUUCAACGCACCCAAACUCCCUCAAUCGUCAGCGACUCUUCUGCGAAGCUGUGAAUGCUGGGCUCGGCGUGGAUCGGCAUCUCUCCCUUCCUCCAUCAGGAGCAUCUCGUCAGGACUCCAGUUCUUCCUUAGGAGACAGAAUGAACAUGAAGGUUGACCAGUCAUCUGAUAUUGAACCUGCUGGAUUAAAGAUGGGAGGGGCUUCAGCAGCAUCAACAUCUAGCCCCAAGGUCUCCAUGUUCAAGAAAUCUGGUUUUGUCAUUCCAAAAAACAAGUUAUCAGGUUCAAUGGUUCCCAUCUUUAGAGGAAAUAAGAAGCUGGGUGGUGGUGAUACAGCUAGUGAGGAAAGUGGCAAACAGGGGCAGAGGAAAACAAAAUGGGGACCUGACUUGACCCAAGAUGCUGCAGUCAGGAGAGCAAGAGCCUUGGCCUAUCAGACUCGGGUGGACCAAAUUACAAAACAACUAGGGUCGGGAAUUUUGGAGAUUGAUGAGAAUCUGGAAUCACUGUCAGCAGCUGAACAGCCUUGUGAAAGAUCUUUUAAUCAUGUCCUUGACAGAGAGUCGACAAAAUUGUUGGAGCUUGAAAAGCGGGAAGCUAUAGGCGAAAUCCUCAAGUUAAAUGCAAGUUUCAAGGCACCACCUGAUUAUAAACCCCUGUUGAAAGAGGACAGAGUGCUCAUUCCUGUAAAGGAGUAUCCUGGAUACAAUUUCAUUGGCUUGAUCUUUGGGCCUGGAGGUGAUAAUCGAAAGAGACUAGAAAAGGAAACUGGAGCUAAGAUACAGGUGUAUGCUGUCAAGUCUGGGACCAGGGAUAAGGGUGAAAUGAUUUCAGCUGAUGGAAAUGAUUCCCAGGGUUCUUUUGAAGAAAUAAAUGUGCAUAUAUCUGCUGAUACAUUUGAGAAAGUUGAUGCAGCAAUGUCCGUCAUUGAAUUGCUAGUAACAUCUGUAUCUGGUAAUCCUGCUGCUGCUUCUACAACAUCUGCUUCGAGUCCAGCUGAGAGCAAGAAUGUCCCCAGUUAUUUAAACUCAUCUUCUGUGGACGCUGUUCCAGUAACAAGUCGGGGACACCUUGAAGAUUUUAUGGGUUCCUCACAGACUCCUCCUCAGGUUCAGUUUCAAUAUUCAAAUCCAUGGUUUGCCAACACCCCCCACAAUGCUCCAGCAAAUCAAUUUCCUGGUUUCAUUCCAUCACCAAAUGCUUCAGCACCUAGUCUGAAUAGUCCUGGCCAUCAAAUGCCUUCUCUCUUUGGUCCUCGACCAGCUCCUCUAGCUGCAUUUAACUCCUUAUCUCAGAGUCCAUCUCUGCUCCCGCCAAGACAAAAUCCAUCCUCUCAAUAUAUGCAAAAUUCAGUAAUGAUGCAUCCUUCUGGUGUUGGUCCUCCACCAAGAAAUUUUCCUUCAUUUCCGCAGGCUUCAUUACCGGCUCCACCAGUUCAUUCAGCUCCUAUGCCCUUUUCUGUGAGCCAAUCGCCACAAACCAGAAUGCUAGCAAUUCCUUCAUUUCCUCAACUCCCAGCAAAUGCUACAGCAGGACCACAGUUCGAUCGUCCCUUAGUACCAGCUGGGGGCCCUAGCAAUAUGAUGCAGGUGGGUCCACCCCCUGUGCCCACAUCCAUCAACCUACAACCAAACAUUGCGUCUUCGGCACCAAUUACAAAUGCUUCAGCUGGGAGCACAAGCUUGAUCGCAGGUCCUACCUACCCAUCUGCUCAAUCAACUCCAUACUCGAUGGCUGUGUCAGGGAGUCGUCCUGCUGGUGUCCCUGUGUUCUCUUCUAUGCCACCACCGAUGCCAAUUCAAUCUGCAAACAGCACACAAGGGGCACUUGUCCCUCGUCUGACAAUGAACCCUUUUCCAGGAUCUCUGCCAACCCCUUCACCAGUGCCGUCAGGAUCACCUGCCCUGUCUUUUCAGUCAGCCCCAAGUACUUUCACUGGGAAUAUGCACAAUUUUACCCCCAUUAGAUCGCCAGCUAAUGCUGCUCCAAGUCCACAUCGUCCAAAUUUCGGGGAUUUCACUUUCCAGCCUCAGCAGCCGCAAGGCGCACUUACCUUCUCUGGGCCAGGAGUACAAACUCCUUUACCUCAGCCUACCUCUUUCCGCCCACCUAUACAUGAUUCUCAACCUAUAACGCCUGUCCUCCUAAGGCCAUCAAUGGGAGCGCAGACAGCUCGACCUCAAGGCGGCCCAUCCCCAAUUCCAUUUCCAGGAGACCUGUCGAGAUUUCCCUCGUUUCCAGUGUUGGGCCCCACACCAGUAUCCCAGAUGGGGCCAAGGAACAUGAAUCUGGCAGCCCAACUUCCGGACCUUGCUGGCAGUUUUCCCUCCAGGCCUGGCAAUCCGAUGGAAGCUCAGAGGACCUUCCAUGGUCAAAUGAAUCAACAGCCGAGACACCACUUUAUUCACAGUCCAUCUGCCUUUCCUGGCAGACCGGCCCUAGGCCCUGGUGGGAGGCAAAUUUACGAUCCGUUCUCACCGACCUCGGCUCCUAAUGCACCUCAGCAGCACGGAGGGAAUCCAGCGAUUGGAAAGAGACAGGAGAAUGACCCCGAGUAUGAAGACUUGAUGGCCUCUGUUGGAGUAAAAUGAAGGAGUUGCUCUUUCAGUGAAGCGCUGACAUUAAUUGUGAAAGCAGAGUAGCAUCAUCAUUACAAGUGUUUUAAGUGUACUCCUUUUCGCUUUACAAUUUAAAUGCAGGUAUCUUGUAUUGUACUUCCGUA
Molecule: messenger RNA, 2756 nt
Organism: Rhodamnia argentea
Lineage: Eukaryota; Viridiplantae; Streptophyta; Magnoliopsida; Myrtales; Myrtaceae
Product: splicing factor 1
Exons: 9
Coding region: 175-2625 (816 amino acids)
Biological process (GO): regulation of mRNA splicing, via spliceosome
Cellular component (GO): nucleus
Molecular function (GO): mRNA binding
Source: RefSeq, a predicted model, not a curated record